Messenger RNA from Heteronotia binoei (common prickly gecko), 742 nucleotides. RefSeq names its product thioredoxin-like. NCBI's taxonomy places the organism in Eukaryota, Metazoa, Chordata, Lepidosauria, Squamata, Gekkonidae. The coding region runs from base 337 to 666 and encodes 109 amino acids. The transcript is spliced from 5 exons. Gene Ontology annotation, molecular function: protein-disulfide reductase activity. The record is from RefSeq and is a predicted model, not a curated record.
GGAGUCUCCAUGUUGCUUACAUGCCAUACCCUUAAGAGCAAACUGACUACGUGGAAACUGAGCAGUUGAAGCUUUCACAGGCAUGAUGAUAAAUGCUGGGGAAAGCUUGACCAGCUAGUUUUCUAUAUGUCAGUCUUCCAGCUCUGUACAAAAGCAGUCAGGGAAGAAAGUGUGGACAUCUCUGAAAGCAAACCUAACUCACAAUGAUUGAAUGUUAAAAAGGUCUCAAGUGACACAUUUUAGUAUGUCAUAAAGGCUCCUGGCAACCUUAUUUGAACUGAAUCAUCUUCUGCUGCUAGUGAGUGAUUUUAAAAAAAAUGCUUACAAGUCUCUUUGAUGGUACCCACUAUGCUACAGAACAUAAAAAAUAAGAGAGAAUUUGAGGAUUUUCUGAAGAAGGCAGGAGCAGACCUUGUUGUCGUCGACUUUUCAGCAAAAUGGUGUGGGCCUUGCAAAAUGAUUCGUCCUUUUGUUUAUGAAUUUGCUGCUCGGUAUGAAAAUGUACAGUUCUGUAUUGUUGAUGUGGAUGUGGCAGAGGAUGUGGCUAACUAUUGCAGUAUCAUCGCCAUGCCAACAUUUCAGCUGUACAAGAAAGGACAAAAGAUUUUUGAAAUAACUGGUGCGGAUGAAAAAAAGCUAGAGAGAAAAAUUAGAGAGCUGAUGUGAUCCUUGAAGAAAGCUGUCCCCUCCUCCUCUCAGUGUACACAAAUGUUGAUAAAAUAAAAUGUCUUUCAAUCUGUGA